Anopheles darlingi is the source of this 1551-nucleotide messenger RNA. Its product is annotated as tRNA pseudouridine(38/39) synthase. Lineage: Eukaryota; Metazoa; Arthropoda; Insecta; Diptera; Culicidae. Gene Ontology annotation, cellular component: nucleus; cytoplasm. The coding region runs from base 22 to 1413 and encodes 463 amino acids. The transcript has 5 exons. Gene Ontology annotation, molecular function: pseudouridine synthase activity; RNA binding. Gene Ontology annotation, biological process: tRNA pseudouridine synthesis; mRNA pseudouridine synthesis. The record is from RefSeq and is a predicted model, not a curated record.
UUUUUACUUAAUUUUUAAGUGAUGGAGGUGAAAGUGAACAAGAAAAGUAAAUCCUCGACGGACGAGGAAUUGCUGCAGCUUUCAAAACAGGAGCUGAUCGACAAAAUUAAACAACUAGAAGCCCACAACUCCCAGCUAAAAUGCAUCGUACAAAAGAACCUCAAACCGGACACGAAGAAUGAAAAUGGAAAACACUCCAACAAGCGUCGUCCGUUUGAUUUCAGCAAGUGUCACAAACGCCACAUUCUGCUGCGUUUCUUCUACCUUGGCUGGGACUAUCAAGGAUUUGCGGCGCAGGAGGAUUCCAUCGAAACGAUCGAACAUCACCUAUUUACCGCUCUACAGAAGGUUUGUCUCAUCGAGAGCCGUGAAACAUCCAAUUACAAUCGUUGCGGACGCACGGACAAAGGCGUGAGUGCGUUUCAUCAAGUGAUCAGCAUCGAUGUUCGAUCCAAGAUUGCACCGGAAGAUGAUCAACUGAGCGAGGACAGCCUAGCAACCGAGCUCGAUUACUGUGGGAUGCUAAACCGCGUUUUACCAGAAGAGAUCCGCUGCCUAGCGUGGAUGCCGAUGGUCAAUCCCAGCUACAGCGCUCGGUUCGACUGUCGGUCACGCACCUAUCGGUACUUCUUUCCACGUGGCAACCUUCGCAUCGAUGCUAUGCAGGAAGCUUGUCGCCACCUCGUUGGGGCGCACGAUUUCCGAAAUCUCUGCAAAAUGGAUGUAGGCAAUGGAGUGGUCAACUUUGUGCGAAGUAUCGAUGAAUGUACGAUCCAUGCAUCGCAGACAGACAGUUCCGGGAUGGGGAGCUACGAUAUGAUGUACCUGCAGCUACGCGGUAAAGCGUUCCUAUGGCAUCAAGUACGUUGCAUAAUGGCCGUACUGUUGUUAGUUGGAGAUGGCAAGGAAGAUCCUACGAUCGUAAAGGAGCUGCUGGAUGUGGAUAGGAAUCCCUGUAAACCACAGUACAGUAUGGCAAGUGAUGUACCGCUCAACCUCUACGAUUGCCAGUUCAAUGAAAAGAGCAGCGAUGCCUCCGGAGAAUCCGUGUCCGAAGGAAGCGAUUUGAGGGAUUGGAUCUUCAAAGAGGAAGAUCUGCGUCGCACCAUCUCCGAUUUACAGACUCUGUGGACCCGAGCGAGUGUGAAAACUACAAUGAUGCGUGAAAUGUUGCAAACACUCCAGGAUACCUUCACUCAGCAUUUUGGCGCACAUGAUCAAAUCAGCAAUCAGGCGUCUUCUCUUACACUCGGAGUAAGAAGCCGGGAAUAUUGUCCCCUGUUGCAGCGCCAACGAUGUGAAAGCCUCGAGAAUCGUAUCGAGCAUUUCGCCAAGAAGCGACGGAUUGAGGUUAGCAACAAAUCAAUCGACAGCAACGUUUGUCCCCCCGGCGCACUGGAGAGCAGCACGUAGCGAGCAUAAAGACUGAACCGUCCAGCCGCAUGAAGAUGUAGAUCAAACGUCGUGGCCAUGCGCUCGGAAUAAUGGAUGAGCGCGGAAUCGCGAGCGGACUCACACCGAAGAGCGACUGCUGAUGAAUCGUUUCAAAUC